AUGGUUUCCAGCGACUGCCGGAACUUGGUGCAAGCACUUGCAAGUUUUCGGGAUGUGAGGACAGUAAAGCCACGGGAACCAAACAUCGACAGUGACGACGUGCCGGCGAUACUUUACAUUACAGGUCAGCAGCCGCAGACGUCAAACACCUCGUCUCUGCAAUUUCCACAGGGCCUCGAUGGCAUCGUAGCCGGCGAGCCAUUCGAGCACCUGUCGGAAGAGUUUCAGAAGUUGCUAGAUCAGCUGGUGCAACAGCACAUGCGGGAGGUUUCACGGGCGGAGCUCGAGGUAGAGGCUCUGCGCCGUGAGGCAGUCGAGAGGUCCCAGAAGGCACCCUAUGACCACUGCGAGGUCGGAUCCGCAGUGACAGUGCGAACCAUCGGCUCCAAGGGCUCUAACAGGGGCUCUCCUGUGCUGCAACCGGGGGGGUCCAAGGGAAAGCGGCGUACAUCGCAAGGGGGCCAUGGCCCCAGUCUGCACGCCAGCGAACUGCUGGGAGUCUGGGAUGCGAAGCAGGAAGAUGACACGGACCUUGAGAAGUUCUUCAAAGGCAAGUCGAAGUCCGACGUGUCCAGCAAGCUGCUGCGGAGUGAAAGUGAUUCGGAAGAGUCCAAGUCCGAAUCGGUUUUGGCCGCCGAAUACCAGAGGAAGUCGAUCAUCGAGAAGAUGCGUGAGUGGCUUCAGUCAAACAAAUACGAGAUGAUCAUGGCAGGCAUCCUACUGCUCAACGUCUUGUGGAUGGCCUUCGAACUUCAGGUGCAUGGCUCGAAGUCUGGGUUUCUCAUCGGCGUCUCCGAUGCGCCCAUGGUCCCCGCUGAGGCGAUGCCGGCAUGGGAUCAAGUCUUCCUCAUUGGGGACAUGACCUUCGCGGCUGUUUUCGCCCUCGACGUUUGCGUCCGCAUCCUGAUCCUGCGCUUGAAGUUUUGGACGGUCUGGAUGAACUACAUCGAUGUCGCUGUGAGUGCUACGUCACUCAUCGAAAUCAGCUUUUCCCAUUUGCUUCGGCUGCCUGUUAGUCCGGUCUUAUUCCGGCUCUUGCGCAUCGGAAAGUUGGCACGAGCCAUCCGGAUGGUCACUAUGAGCAAUGUCCUGGCUUCGCUGCAGCUGCUUAUCAAGUGCCUCGGCGCCUCCAUGAAUAUGCUCUUUUGGAGCUUCUGCUUGCUGACCUUCGUCCAAUGCGUCUUCGGCAUGAUCGUGAGUACCCUGUGCCGCGACUUCAUCGUGGAUGAAACCUACGACCACGUGUUUAGGUCUUCUGUUUAUCGUUACUACGGCACCUUCACGCGCACGUUUCUCACCAUGUUUGAGAUCUUGUUCGCAAAUUGGAGUCCACCUGCGCGAGUGCUCGUGGAGAACUUCAGCGAGUGGUUUUCGAUUUUCUUUCUCAUCUACAGGUGCGUUCUGGGGUUCGCCGUGCUGAAUGUCGUCAAUGCGGUUUUCGUGCAGCAGACGAUGAAGACGGCCAGCUCAGAUGAAGAUCUUGCUUUCAAGCAGAAGGAGAAAGAUGUGGCCAUGUAUACUCGCAAAGUCAAGAAGCUCUUCCAGACGAUCGAUGUCUCGGGAGAUGGCACUAUCAACAUCGAAGAGUUUGCCAAGCUGGUUCAGUCACCGAAGAUGAAGUUCUGGAUGAGUCAAUUGGAGCUGGAGUACCACGACUUGCUCAGCCUUUUUGAAUUUCUGGACAACGGUGAUGGAGAGAUUACUCUGAUGGAGUUUAUUGAAGGAGCGUCACGCCUGCGUGGCGGCGCGAAAGCCUUGGAUGUGUGGCGAUUGGAGACGAAGUUGGAGGUGCUGUUCGAGGAGGUGCUUGGUUCCAUCCGAGUGGGCUCCCCUAGCUUCAUGAUCAACGGCGAUGGCGAGGAUCAGCCCCAGGUCGUAAACACUGUCUCCAACAACGUGCAGCAGGCCUUUGAGAAGUCUAAGUUUCGGCAUAUCAGGAGUACAGCACAAGGCCGCCUGAACAGCGAGAAGUCCUUGGCGGCGGAUUAA
Messenger RNA from Symbiodinium sp. CCMP2592, 1989 nucleotides. Lineage: Eukaryota; Dinophyceae; Suessiales; Symbiodiniaceae. The record is from the annotation of a GenBank genome assembly.